Molecule: messenger RNA, 1097 nt
Organism: Camelus dromedarius (Arabian camel)
Lineage: Eukaryota; Metazoa; Chordata; Mammalia; Artiodactyla; Camelidae
Gene: IL11
Product: interleukin 11
Exons: 5
Coding region: 140-739 (199 amino acids)
Biological process (GO): positive regulation of MAPK cascade; positive regulation of cell population proliferation
Cellular component (GO): cytoplasm
Molecular function (GO): cytokine activity; growth factor activity
Source: RefSeq, a predicted model, not a curated record
UCUGCUCACACGCACAUGCCUCCCCUCCCCAGGCCGAGGCCCAGCUGACCCCCAGGGCUCCCACGGCAGCGGACAGGGAAGGGUUAAAGGCCCCCAGCUCCCUGCCCCCUGCCCUGGGGAACCCCUGCCCUGUGGGGACAUGAACAGUGUUUGCUGCCUGGUCCUGGUCGCACUGAGCCUGUGGCCAGAUAGAGCUACUGCCCCAGGGCCACCUCCUGGCCCCCCGCGGGCCUCCCCAGACCCUCGGGCUGAGCUGGACAGCGCCGUCCUCCUGACGCGCUCUCUCCUGGCGGACACCCGGCAGCUGGCCGCACAGCUGAGAGACAAAUUUCCAGCUGACGGAGACCACAACCUGGAUUCCCUCCCCACCUUGGCCAUGAGUGCAGGGGCGCUGGGAGCCCUGCAGCUCCCAGGAGUGCUGACACGGCUGCGGGCAGACCUGUUCUCCUACUUGAGGCACGUGCAGUGGCUGCGCAGGGCAGGAGGCCCUUCCCUGCGGACCCUGGAGCCCGAACUGGGUGCUCUGCAGGCCCGGCUGGACCGGCUGCUGCGCCGGCUGCAGCUCCUGAUGUCCCGCCUGGCCCUGCCCCAGGCGCCCCCAGACCCACCGGCACCCCCCUUGGCCCCACCGUCCUCAGCCUGGGGAGGCAUCCGGGCAGCCCAUGCCAUCCUUGGGGGGCUGCACCUGACCCUCGACUGGGCUGUCCGGGGCUUGCUGCUGCUGAAGACUCGGCUGUGACCCUCCACCCAGAGCCACCAGCAUCCUUCAAAGCCAGAUCUUAUUUAUUUAUUUAUUUUGGGACUGGGGGCAUUGCAGCCAGAGGACCCCCCACCCCACUGUCUCCCUGUAGUCAGAGGUGAUCCAUCCAGGAGACCUGGGUGGGAGUGGGGUGGAUCUGUGCCUUAUUUAUACUUAUUUAUUUAAGGGGGUGGGUGGGAGGCAGGUGGACUCGGGGGUCUCUGAGGAGGAGGGAACUGGGGUCCUGGAUUCUUGGAUCUCUAAGGAGUCUGGCCACAGUGUCUCCAUGAGACCCACCCCUCUGGGCCUGGGCAGGAGCAUGUAUUAUUUAUUAAGCAAUUACUUUUUGUGUUGGGGU